AUGAAUGAUUAUUGCGAAUACAAAAAAAAUAAUAAAAAAAAAAAAUUCAGGAAAAAAUCAGAAAUAUUUAAUGAAUCCAAUGGAACAAAUGAUACAUAUGCUGCUGAAGAAUUAUCUUACGAUGAGGAGACCAUCGUAAUUAAUUUUAAUGAAGUUAUAGAAAAUGUUGAAGAUAUAAGAUAUUCUAACGAACAUGAAAAUGUAAUAGACAAAGAUUUACAGGACAAUCUUUAUGAUCGAGAUAAUAUUUUUUUAAAUAUAUGUUUAUGUCAUUUUGAAAAUAUGAACUCUAAAGUUGUCCUUCGUUUUUUGGCUGAUUGUUCAUCAUUUAUAUGUGCAGUAUGCUUAUGGGGAGUAUUAGAUGAUAUAUUUCAUAUAAUAUCAAAUAAUAGUUAUUACAUUAAACUUUUCUAUUAUUUCCUAUUUAGCAUAAUUUUUACAAUUCUUAUGUGUGCAGUUAAUAUAUACUCUUCAAAAUAUACACACAGAAAUAAUUGCAUAUAUAAUGAAAAUGAAAGCCAACUAUAG
Messenger RNA from Plasmodium adleri (nom. inval.), 528 nucleotides. Its product is annotated as conserved Plasmodium protein, unknown function. The transcript has a single exon. The record is from RefSeq and is a predicted model, not a curated record. The coding region runs from base 1 to 528 and encodes 175 amino acids. Lineage: Eukaryota; Apicomplexa; Aconoidasida; Haemosporida; Plasmodiidae.